This is a messenger RNA of Drosophila simulans, 2642 nucleotides long. It is a transcript of the gene Cdc5, whose product is annotated as cell division cycle 5-like protein. Gene Ontology annotation, cellular component: spliceosomal complex; Prp19 complex. Gene Ontology annotation, molecular function: DNA-binding transcription factor activity, RNA polymerase II-specific; RNA polymerase II transcription regulatory region sequence-specific DNA binding. Gene Ontology annotation, biological process: mRNA splicing, via spliceosome; regulation of transcription by RNA polymerase II. The transcript has 4 exons. The record is from RefSeq and is a predicted model, not a curated record. NCBI's taxonomy places the organism in Eukaryota, Metazoa, Arthropoda, Insecta, Diptera, Drosophilidae. The coding region runs from base 143 to 2587 and encodes 814 amino acids.
AAAACGUGCUGGGGAUAUCGAUGUUAUCGAGGACUAACCAUCGCUAGCGGCUACUGCAAAAAAAAAGAGCGGAGUUUCGUGGACUCGAGUGAAAAUUGUGAAAAUCCAUUAUAUACGGCAGAAAGCAACAUAAGGUCCCAGAAUGCCGCGAAUAAUGAUCAAGGGCGGCGUGUGGCGCAACACGGAGGAUGAAAUCCUAAAAGCCGCGGUUAUGAAAUAUGGCAAGAACCAGUGGAGUCGUAUUGCCUCCCUCCUGCACAGGAAGUCCGCUAAGCAGUGCAAGGCCAGGUGGUACGAGUGGCUGGAUCCCAGCAUCAAGAAGACCGAGUGGUCCCGUGAGGAGGACGAGAAACUGCUCCACUUGGCCAAGCUGAUGCCGACGCAGUGGCGCACCAUAGCCCCGAUCAUCGGGCGGACGGCAGCCCAGUGCCUGGAGCGCUAUGAGUACUUGCUAGACCAGGCCCAACGCAAAGAGGAUGGCGAGGACACGAUGGACGAUCCUCGCAAGUUAAAGCCCGGAGAGAUUGACCCCAAUCCAGAGACCAAGCCGGCGCGACCCGAUCCCAAGGACAUGGACGAGGACGAGCUGGAAAUGCUGUCCGAGGCACGCGCCCGCUUGGCCAACACGCAGGGCAAGAAAGCCAAGCGCAAGGCUCGCGAAAAGCAACUGGAGGAAGCCCGCCGCCUGGCCACUCUCCAAAAGCGGCGCGAGCUUCGUGCCGCCGGCAUUGGCAGCGGAAAUCGCAAGCGGAUCAAGGGAAUAGACUACAACGCCGAGAUUCCUUUCGAAAAGCGUCCUGCCCACGGAUUCUACGACACUUCCGAGGAGCACUUGCAGAAAAUUGAACCCGACUUCAACAAGAUGCGGCAGCAGGACCUAGAUGGAGAACUCCGCUCAGAGAAGGAGGAACGUGAACGCAAGCGGGACAAGCAGAAGCUGAAGCAGCGCAAGGAGAAUGAAGUGCCCACCGCAAUGCUGCAAAACAUGGAACCCGAGCGAAAGCGUUCCAAACUAGUCCUGCCUACGCCGCAGAUUUCCGACAUGGAACUACAGCAGGUAGUCAAGCUGGGACGCGCCAGUGAGAUGGCAAAGGAAAUUGCCGGUGAGAGCGGCAUAGAGACGACGGAUGCUUUGCUAGCCGACUACUCCAUUACACCCCAGGUUGCAGCCACUCCACGUACUCCGGCUCCGUACACCGAUCGCAUCAUGCAGGAGGCGCAGAACAUGAUGGCCCUCACCCACACAGAGACGCCACUCAAAGGCGGCCUGAACACACCGCUGCACGAGUCAGACUUCUCCGGCGUGCUGCCCAAGGCGGCCUCCAUCGCCACGCCUAACACAGUGAUUGCCACGCCGUUUAGAACCCAACGCGAGGGCGGAGCAGCCACUCCCGGCGGAUUCCAAACGCCCUCCUCCGGUGCCCUAGUUCCCGUAAAGGGGGCAGGAGGGGCUACGGGUGCCGUCAAUACACCUGCCUACGUGAGGGACAAGCUAAGCAUCAAUCCCGAGGAGAGUAUGGGCGUCACCGAGACCCCAGCACAUUACAAAAACUACCAAAAGCAACUAAAGUCUACACUACGUGACGGACUCUCCACGCUGCCCGCUCCACGGAAUGACUACGAGAUCGUGGUGCCCGAGCAGGAGGAAAGCGAGCGCAUCGAGACCAGCUCAGAACCCGCCGUGGAGGAUCAGGCGGAUGUCGACGCCAGGCUAUUGGCGGAACAAGAGGCGCGCCGAAAGCGGGAGCUAGAGAAGCGCUCCCAGGUUAUUCAGCGUAGUCUUCCGCGACCCACUGAAGUGAACACCAAGAUUCUGCGACCGCAGUCCGAGAAACAGAAUCUUACGGAACAGCAGCAGGCCGAAGAACUGAUUAAACACGAAAUGAUCACCAUGCAGCUGUACGACUCGGUCAAGGAUCCCGUGCCCGGUCAGUCGCAGCACAAGUUGGAACAGCUACAAAGCUACUUCAAGGCCAAUCCCUACGAGGACAUCUCGCAGCAAGAGUUGGCGAAGGCCAAGCAAAUGCUCACCGAGGAAAUGGAAGUGGUGAAGGAGCGGAUGGCGCAUGGCGAACUGCCCCUAGACGUUUAUGCCCAGGUGUGGCAGGAGUGCCUCGGCCAGGUACUUUACCUACCCUCCCAACAUCGCUACACACGCGCCAAUCUGGCCAGCAAGAAAGAUCGAUUAGAGUCUGCCGAGAAACGGCUGGAGACAAAUCGCCGCCACAUGGCCAAGGAAGCCAAGCGCUGCGGCAAGAUCGAGAAGAAGUUGAAGAUUCUCACCGGCGGCUACCAGGCGCGCGCCCAGGUGCUGAUUAAGCAGCUUCAGGACACGUACGGCCAGAUUGAGCAGAACUCUGUCUCACUCUCGACAUUCCGCUUUUUGGGCGAACAGGAGGCCAUCGCUGUGCCGCGGCGACUGGAAUCGCUGCAAGAGGACGUGCGUCGCCAGAUGGACCGCGAGAAGGAGCUGCAACAAAAGUACGCUAGCUUAGUAGAGGAGCGCGAUUCGCUUUACUCACAAAUAGAACAUAUAACUGGCGUUAGGCCCACGGCCCAGCAACUCCUGCCCGACCAGGAAGCGUAAACCUUCUUUUGGAACCUAAGUCCGCUCUAAUUUAAUUACAAUAAUUACAUGCCAG